Molecule: messenger RNA, 1377 nt
Organism: Kwoniella botswanensis
Lineage: Eukaryota; Fungi; Basidiomycota; Tremellomycetes; Tremellales; Cryptococcaceae
Exons: 5
Coding region: 1-1377 (458 amino acids)
Biological process (GO): 'de novo' cotranslational protein folding; regulation of translational fidelity
Cellular component (GO): cytosol
Molecular function (GO): Hsp70 protein binding; ribosome binding
Source: RefSeq, a predicted model, not a curated record
AUGGCCAGUAUCGUCACCCUCCCGCUCACCCUUUCCGCCUCCCCCUCAGGCUGGUCCAAGCCCACCGCCGCGAAACCAUCCUCCCCUUCGCAAUUACCUCUUUACCCCGCCGGUCCAUCCUUCAUCUCAGCCGCCCGAAGACAGAUCCUACAAAGAUCUUUCGAGGAGGACGACAAGCACGUUCUCGCUGCUCGAGAGAAGGAGGCUGCCGCCAAGGAAGACAAAGGUGAUGGACUUUCGUACCCUGGUUUAGGAGAGGAAGAUGAACCUCAACAUGUGUUGAAUCAGGAUCCAAAGGAAUGGAAGAAACAGGAUCAUUACGCCGUACUUGGUCUCGGUCAUUUAAGAUAUAAAGCUCAUGAUGAACAUAUCAGAGUUGCUCACCGAAGAAAGGUCCUUAGACAUCACCCUGAUAAGAAAGCUGCUCAACACGGUGCCAACGACGAUUCCUUCUUCAAAUGUAUCCAAAAAGCCCAUGAAACCCUUACUCACCCCGAGAAACGAAAACAAUUCGAUUCCGUCGAUUGGAACAUCGAAGACGAAGUGCCAGAUCUCAAAUCACUCUCACCUGAAGAAUUCGUUGCUACAUGUAACAAGAUCUUUGCCAGGGAAGGUAGAUUCUCCAAAGUUCAACCUGUACCAGAAUUCGGUUCUCUCGAUGCACCUAAAAAGGAAGUAGAAGGGUUCUACGAUUUCUUCUAUAAUUUCGACUCGUGGAGAUCUUUCGAAUGGCAUGAUAAAGAAGUCAACGAGGGGUCUGACAAUCGAGAUGAUAAACGAUUCACAGAAAAGAAGAACAAAUCCGAACGAACUCGAAGAAAGAAGGAAGACAACACUCGACUCCGAGUUCUCGUCGACGACGUCUUGGCUUUGGAUCCUCGUAUCAAACGAAUCAAGGCUGAAGAGAAGGCCGCCAGGGAUGCCAAGAAGAAAGGUGGUGUGAACGGUACUACCCAAAACAAGCCUUUGAGCGCAGCUGAGAAGAAGGCCGCUGAAGAGAAGAAGAAGAAGGAAGAAGCUGAGAAGAAGGAAGCUGAAAGAAAGGCUUUGGAAGCUUCGAAGGGUGAUAGAGAAGCUGCUAAGAAAGCUAAAGAGGCUGCUAGGAAGAAUCUGAAAAAGUGGAAAAAGUCAAUCCAAACUGUCAUCACUUCAUCCAAUUACUUCCAACCCGAAGGUACUUCCCCUUCACCAGCUAUUAUCGAAAAACAAUUAUCCGAACUUGAUUUACUCGUUGAAUUGCUCGAACCUGAGGAUAUCAAAGAUUUGAAAGAGAAGAUUGAAAAAGCAGGAAACGGUCAACCUGCCAAAGCGGUUUUGGCUGAGAAAGCUAUAGCUACUGGUGAGAAAGGGGAAGGUAAAUUCACUGAGUUUGCCUAA